Molecule: messenger RNA, 797 nt
Organism: Moneuplotes crassus
Lineage: Eukaryota; Ciliophora; Spirotrichea; Euplotida; Euplotidae
Source: the annotation of a GenBank genome assembly
GAGAAGGAGUAGCAACCCUAUUGAGGACAACUUUGAAGAUCCUAGCGACUGAGAAUCAGUCAGCUCGAUUCAGAGAAGGGCAGAAAUCUCUACUAAGCACGUUGAGUUUAAGGACGAAUACUGGCAGGAUAUCCCAAAACAUAUAGGAAGCAAGCGUCGUUCUUAACUUGUAGAAUAUAACGAGAAUGAAUUCUUCUUCAUGAAGAAUACCGAGCUCUCGAGAGAGCUAGGUAUAGCCAAUAAGAAGAUCGCAGCGUUAUAGAAAGCAAGCUUAAAGUCCAAAGAUAUGCAUUUGAGGAAAAGAUUAAGAAUAUGAAGCAGAUUAUUAGAAAUAAGAUUAUGGCAGAAGCUACUCUAAAAUCAAAAUCAAUGCAAGAAUUGUUCAUCAAAGAAACAAACAACAUGCUUAUCGACUACAGAUUUCAAAGAACUGAAUUGCUCCAAAAAGACCAUGCUGUGUCUAAGCUCAUUCAGAUAAUAAUUAACCAGGAGAGGUCACUAGAAUCAACUAGGAAAGAGCUUGAGGAUCUUAUCACCCAGAACCCGUUUAUCUUAGCAGACUCUAUUGCAGAUGUCCGUAAGAAGUAUCAAGCGAGAAUUAGAGACAACCCGUUGGCGAUAGGAGAGGAAGAUUUGAAGAAGAUGAGGAGGACUCAGCUGGAGCUUAACCAAGUUAGGAAGGAGUUUGAAGCUCUUAGAGCGGUGUCUGAACUUACUGUUCAAGAUUGGCAAAAUGCAAAUUCAGAAGUGAGACGGUAUAAGUAAGGUUAAAAGGGUACUGAUGGUGGGAAGGAGGG